Penicillium subrubescens is the source of this 930-nucleotide messenger RNA. RefSeq names its product NmrA-like family protein. The coding region runs from base 1 to 930 and encodes 309 amino acids. Lineage: Eukaryota; Fungi; Ascomycota; Eurotiomycetes; Eurotiales; Aspergillaceae. The record is from RefSeq and is a predicted model, not a curated record. The transcript has a single exon.
AUGUCCGCUCCUACCACCAUUAUCUUCGGCCCUACCGGCCACGUCGCCUCCGCCGCAGCCAUCACGGCACAACAGCUCGGUGCAAAGGUGGUUCUCGCAUUGCGCGACACCACAAAGCCCAUUACAGGCCUGACCGACGAUCAAGAAAAGUCAGGAGGUUUCGAGCGUGUCCAGGCCGAUCUCAACAAACCGGAAACCAUCCAAGCCGCCGUCCGCGCAACCGGGGCCAAACACGCCUUUAUCUACCUUGCCUACGGCAGCCAAGACAACAUGCGCGGGACCAUCGAAGCACUCAAGACUUCUGGCGUUGAAUUCGUGGUCUUCCUGAGCAGUUUCUCUGUCCAGGGAGAUCUCAAGAGCAUCGAACCGACAGCUUUCAUCCCAUACCUCCAUGGACAAGUUGAGCUCAACCUGAAAGAAGUUUUUGGUAGUGAUGGUUACAUCGCUCUUCGACCUGCUUUCUUCAAUACGAAUGCGAGAUGGUGGGCGGGUAUGAUUCGCGAGGGUGAAGUCAAGAUUGCCUACCCGAAUAGCUGCUUUGACUGGAUCUCUCCGGGCGAUAUUGGCCGUGUUGCUGGGAAAUUCCUUGCCCAGGGGAUUCAGGCAACAUCCGGUGCCCAAGAGCGCAACUUUGUCACUCUUUGUGGACCGAAGUUGGUGUCACAGGGCGAUGCUAUGGGUAUCUUUGGCAGGGCGAUUGGCAAGGAUGUUAAAGUCACGGAGGUGGAUGCGGAGGAGGGUACCAAGAUCUUGAUUGAAGGUGGUGUGCCGGACUUUGUUGCAGGGCCUUUGGUCAAGGCUUUGGCUGGCGCUAGUCAGUAUGAAGGGGAGAGGUAUACGGAGGGAGUUCAGAAUCUCAAGAAGUAUGCCGGGCAGGUCACUAGUUUGGAGGAGUGGGCUGCGGCUAACAAGGAGGUAUUCGGUGUUUGA